AUGUUCCGAUACUUGGCACUUCUCUUGGCACUCUCAGCUGUCGCCUACGGCGAACACGCUCAGUACGACGAGUUCGGUCGUAUCGUUGGUGGAUCUUCCGCCAGCAUCAGCGACUUCCCGUACCAACUGAGUCUGCGAUGGAACAACGCCCACUUCUGUGGUGCUGCCCUGAUCUCCUCGACAUGGGCCGUCUCAGCGGCUCACUGCACCAUCGGUCGUAGUGCAUCAGGCAUGUCCCUCCAGGCUGGAAGCGCAAACCGCCUUUCGGGUGGUCAAGUCCGAGCCGUUUCCCUGGUGAUCAACCACCCCAGUUACAACGCGAGGACCAUUGACAACGACAUCAGUCUUCUCAGAGUGAGCGUUGCUUUCACCCUGAGCAGCACCGUCCGGGCUGUGGCUCUUCCCUCCCAGGGACAAGCCGUCUCCAGUGGAGUCUAUGCCGUUGUUUCUGGAUGGGGUACCAUGACUGAGGGCGCCAGCAGCCUGCCUACUGUCCUGCAACAGGUCUCGGUGCCGGUUGUUGCCCAAACCACCUGCAACCUUCUCUACUGGGGUGGCAUCACCAGCAACAUGCUCUGCGCCGGCUACCUUGCCGGAGGUCGUGACCCUCAUCGGUGUCGUGUCCUGGGGUAA
Molecule: messenger RNA, 633 nt
Organism: Neodiprion virginianus
Lineage: Eukaryota; Metazoa; Arthropoda; Insecta; Hymenoptera; Diprionidae
Product: trypsin-1-like
Exons: 3
Coding region: 1-633 (210 amino acids)
Biological process (GO): proteolysis
Molecular function (GO): serine-type endopeptidase activity
Source: RefSeq, a predicted model, not a curated record